CUCCCCACGCAUGCGCGCUUGACAGGUUGGUGUGGAGGGGGAAAAUGGCUGCUUCGGCGGCAACGGCGAGUUGUCCCUCUGCCCUGUGCCCCAAUUACGCUGUCAUUUGCUCCUUUCUCGAGCGGUACGGAGCGCAGCUGGACCUGCCGGAGCUAACCUUCCCGCAGUUAGAGCGAUACCUGCGGGACACAUCCUCAGUCCCUAAAUUGCUAGUCGAUCUUCACGUCAAGUUGCUGAGGAAGAUUGGGAAAUCGGUGUCAGCGGACAGAUGGGAAAAGUAUCUAGUCAAGAUAUGCCAAGAGUUCAACACCGCAUGGGCAUGGGAGCUGGAAGAAAAAGGCUACAAGAGCAUGACAGUAGAAAGCAAGACAGCUAUCCUUAAAUAUCUGUGUGAGUGUCAGUUUGACGAUAACUUGAAGUUCAAGAACGCCAUCAAUGAGGAGGAACCGGAAAAGAUGCGCCUGCAGCCCAUCGGCCGCGACAAAGACGGCCAGAUGUAUUGGUUCCAGCUGGACCAGGACAACAAUGUCCGCCUCUACGUGGAGGAGCAGGACGACCUGGAUGGCGCCUCGUGGAAGUGCAUAGUCAGAGAUCGCAACGACCUGGCGCAAGUGGUGGCUUUGCUGAAGACGGACAUUGAUCCGGAGCUCUUGAAGAGUGAUGCCAAAAGUGAAGAAGACAAAUCAGGUAACGUGAAGAAAGGUGAGAGUUCAUCAGAUGAAGAGAACAAAGACUCCAACAAAGCGGCUCUCCAUUUAUCACCCAAGAUGGAAAGCAAUGGAAAAGUCGAUCCCGCAGAUGAGCUCAAAUCCGAAACGACUGAGCUAAAACCAUCCGUGAACGGCAUACCUAACAGCACGUCAGAGAAAUCGGGUGAUCACAGUGUAGCAAUUAAAGAAGAGCCAAUGGAUACCUCCGAAACCAGCACGGAGAUGCCGUGCGGGAAUCCUUCCCCUAAGCACUCCCCCGAGGAGUCCAAGAGGAACAACGUGGACGAGAUCCAGCAAAUGAAGAAUGAGCAGCAGGCCAAGAUCCCUCUAAAGAAAAGAGGCAUGAAAUUCACACCAGUGUCUCAGCUCAAGGACAACACCAAACCCAACACUGGACUCGAACGGAUACGCGACGGGAAUGACCACAUCAAUGGCGAAGUCCAGCCCACGUCACAGCCUCAUUUAAGUGGAAAUGACUCCGCAAAGGAACAGAAGGAACCUCACUGUCCGGAGAAGGUUCCAACAGAGAAGAAAUUGUUGUCGUCAUGUUCUGAGAAAGCUAAAGACAAGUCGUCCGAUCAAAAAAAAGAUAGGAAUUUAGUCAAGGCCAAGCCCACAGAUAAAGACAUUGAAUUGUCCACAAAGAGCAGUGUGGACACAUUAGAGAAAAUGGGUUUGAAUUCAAAGAACUGGGAGACCUCAAAUCACGAGGUCACAGACAAAGAGCACAGCUCAAAAGAUUCAGAAAAAACUAAAAAAUUCGAGAAUGUGGACAUUGCAAGAGAAGAAAUGAAGUCGGAGCUGAAAGAAAAGCAUAUCAGCGAUAGUAAAAAAGAUUGCUCGCAGGUUGCUGCAGAGGAAUCGCAGAAGAACAAAGCUGGGACCAAAAUCGAGGAAGUGCAAAAAGAUUCCGUGGGGAGCCAAGAGGUAGCGCAAAAUCUGUCAGUCAUUAAAAAGGCUGACGCGGCGGCAAGCCAGAAAUCUCAAGAAUUAUCGGAGUCGUCUGUAAUCAAAAAGGCGCACUUGCUAGAGUCGUGUCAGGACACGGUUAAUAGCGAGCCCGCGAGAGCAAAUGGUGCUACGGCUACCAAAUCAGAAAAACCAACAAAAUCAGAAACGAAUAAAGACGACCAGUGUUUGGAUGACGCCAAAAGGGGCGACUCACUGCUUAAGACUGCAAAAGAAGAUGUAAAUAUUUCCAAACCUGACCUGAAAAAAUUACAACAGAAUGAUCAACUUAAAACUGUUGCAUUUAAAACGCCAAAAAACGCUGUUGCAAUAGAGCCCGGCUUAGAUCAGGGGGCACCAUCUUUGGAAAACAACAAGGACGACAAUGCCAAGAAGAAGCAUGAAUCUCCAGAGGGCAAAAGCCUAAAGGAAUCCACAAGGGAUGAACUUUCAAGUCGCAAAAAAACGAUCACGAAAGAUGCCAUAGAUGAAAUCAAAGCAGCAAAACCCACUGGCCAAAGCACGACUGAAGAAAGCGUCAUCAAAACUCAAGGAGCCAAAAGCAAAAACGAGGAAGACGAGUUCAAGAAAGAGGCGGAAAGCAGCGACCGAUCUCGACCAGACCUCAAGCUCAAACUUCAAGAAAGUAAAUCAGAAUCCCGAAUUGACAAAAUUACAGUGAUAGAAGAAGGAUCCAAAACAGCUAGACCCGGCGACCAAAGAACAGAAGAAUGUGACGACAAACUGGCAGAAACUAAACAAUCAAAAAGCACAAGCAAGAGUGAAGAACUGGCUGCUCAAGAGGUGAAAAAAUGCACAAAGGAGGAAGCGUGUAAGAAAGAAGCAAAAAAUGGCAGCAAGGCUCUGCCAGAUGCAAACCUUCAAUGUAAAAAGGAUUCCAAAGCCGAUCAACUCUCCAAAACAAAGGAGAAAGUUUCUCCAGAUGAAUCAGAAAUUGUGAAAUUUAUUGAUACAAACAUAAGAACUGAGGAAGAGUCUAGUAAGGAGGGGGAUAAUGUCAAAGACUCACAGGACGCAAAGGUUACAUUUCAAAAUGAUUCAAAAACAGAAAAACUCUCCAGAGCAAUGGAGAAUGACCCUACUGACGGAUCACAAACUGCAAAAUCUAAUGAUCCCAAAGCAAUCGCACAGCAUGGCGUCAAAACAACAGUGAGAAUUGAACCAUUGGAUCAUACUGGUAAAGCAACUAAUGGCAAAACUGAGAGUCUGCCGGACACACAGCUCAAAUGUCAGAAGGAUUCCAAAUCAGAAAAAAACGUAACAGCCAAACCUAAUGCCCAAAAAGAGACUGAUGAGAGUGACGGCAAAAUCAAGGCUAAACCCGAACAAUCAGAAGACAAAAGCAAGAAAAAAGUGCAAACCGUUGACAAAACUUUGCCGGCCGCAAAGCAGAACUGUCAAGGAAACAUAAAGCAUCCCACUCAAGAUGUUCCAGAAACCAAUGAAACAAUGAAUGCGAAACCCGACGAUACAAAGACGAUAGAGUGUUGUGACGUCAAGGUUCAGGCUAAAACUGGAAAUCGUAAAUGGCAGGAAAGCCAGAAGGAGUCCACUGCAAGAAAAACUUCCAAAAAUGAUAACGCGGCAGAGAAAAAUAAGGCAGCUAAAAGCAAAAACCUUGAAGAGGCCGAGAGUCCGCCGGACAACAAACAUCGGCGUCAAAAGAAUGAAAAGGAUUCUUCUACUGAUAAUCUCAGUCAAAAGGACGUUCCUGAGGACGCACAAUCCAAAACAGAGAAACCCGACGACGGUAACGCGAGUGCAGAAUGCGGGCGCCUAGAAGGACCGGCAGACGAAGCUGAUGAAAGCGAAAGGAAAACGGGCGCCCGACGGAGAGUCAAGACAGUGGCCCAACGCCGCAGAGCAAAACUUCAGCAGGAGGACAAGCAGGGAGACUCUGAGUCGGACACUAACACCUGCGGGAUGUCCUUAAGGCGAUCGCCAAGGAUAUCCAAACCCGUGCAAAAAGUGGCAGAGGUCCUGGAGAAGAAAGAGGAAGAGGAGGAUGAAGACGAAGACGAGGAGGAAGAAGAGGUGAAAGUUGUUGUAAGGAAGCCUAGAGAGAAGAAGGUGGACCAGGAUGGUCAGGCCAAGCCAAAAGGGAGAAAGCGACGGAAGACACGCUGGUCUAACGUGCGUCCCCGCCACAAAAGGAAAGGCUCCGAGGACGAUGACGAGGACAGUGCGGAGGAGUCCAGCGAGGACGACGAGAGCGAGGAGCAAGAGGAUGACAGUGAUGAGGACUACAAGGUGGAGCGGGGACCCAAGAGGCGCCGACGCAACCGAGAGCGCCGCAGCUCCAACUCGUCCACGUCCACCGACGAGGACCUUCCGCCAAACGAUGACCCCUGCAAACACUGUGGCCUUCCCAACCACCCUGAACUGAUUUUAUUGUGCGAUUCGUGCGACAGCGGCUACCACACGGCUUGCCUGAGGCCGCCCCUCAUGAUCAUCCCCGACGGAGAGUGGUUCUGCCCGCCCUGUCAGCACAAAAAACUGUGUGACAAACUGGAAGAGCAGCUGGUAAGCCUUGACGCCGCGUUGAGGAAGAAACAGCGGGCGGAGAGAAGGAAAGAGCGUCUUAUUUAUGUUGGAAUCAGCGUGGAAAACAUUAUCACGCCCUCUGCGGUGUUGGAGGAGGAUGCGCAGGACCUGAUCGUCAAGGAGAAAGAAGCCAAGCGGAGUAAGAGCUGGGGCCGACGCUCCACCAGGGCCAAGAAGAACAUCAGCUACAGAUUCGACGAGUUUGACGAGGCCAUCGAGGAGGCCAUCGAGGAGGACGUCAAAGAAGCCGAGGGAGGAGGAGCCGGACGCGGCAAAGACAUGGCCAACAUCACGGGAAGCCGGGGGAAGGACAUGACCACCAUUAUCCAAUCGGAGGAGGGCAAGGAGAACGGCCGGCCGCCUCGGCCUAACGCCGGGCAACGAAAGAAGAAGCGGCGGCGCCUCAACGACCUGGACAGCGACAGCACCAUGGACGAUGAUGAGAGCGAGGAUGAGUUCUGCCUCAGCGAUAGCUCCGAGGAAGACUUUGCGGUGUCCGACAACGAGACGGCGGCAGAAACGGACGGCGAUUCCAACGGCAGCAACGACAGUGGUAAACGUCGCUCGUCUAAGUCCCGCGUCCGGAACUCACCCGAGCGACGACGUAGCUCUCGAAAGCGGCGGCGACCCAAAGGCUACUCUGACGACGAGGAAGUGGAGACGGAUGAGGAUGACGAAGAAGAGGAAAUCGUGAGUCAAGGUUCCAGCGAGUACAGCGACAGCGACCUGGACGUGAGCCAGCGGCGCUCGCGGAGGAGUCACAAGGCUCAAGUCAACUACUGCGAGACGUCCGAGUCGGAAGGAUCCCAGGCCGGAACCAAUCGGGAAAAAAGCAAACCCAGACGGCGUCUGGACAGCUCGGAAAGCGAAGCGAGCUUCUCCAGAGAUUCCGAGGACGCGUCGAGGGAACGUCGCUCCAAACGGCGAGCGGGCUCCUCGGAAGACGACGAGGGAAAACGCGAGUCGAGACAGCGCCGCCGUCGUCUGGCCUUGAAGCGGCGGAGAGCGUCAGAAGAGGAGGAAGACUCUGACGACGACUCUGACGAGUCCUCCGAGGAGGACCGCCCCGUCCGCAAACGCGUCAACCGCAUCGACUCGGACGACGACGAAGACCAAGAAGAAGAAAAACCAAAGGAAAAGAAGCUUCCGGAGGAAAAGGUUUCUGAAGAAAAGCCCGGGGAGGAGGUGAAAGCAACCAACCCGUCGGACUGCAACAACGGACAGACCGCCAAGGACGAGGAAGACGAAGACGACCUGCUGGGUGUCACGGACCUCGUGGACUACGUCUGCAAUAACGAACAAUUGUAGAAAACAAAAAAAAAACAUAAUGGUGUAUGAUUUCAUUUUUUAUCCUCUUGUAUUUUUUUAUAUUCCCUGACGUCUUCAUGUAAUAAAGUCUCCCGUUUCCAGUGAUCAUUCCGCUAGGACAGGUAAUAACACUAUUCCCUAGUUUUUAUACGCCAAUAUUAAAGUGUCAUGCAUAUAUGUGAAGGUGUGAAUGUAUACUUAUAUAAAAUAAUAGAUGACUAGUUUUUGUAUAUUGUACACAAAAACCAUUUUAACUGCCAUUUGUGAUUUUUCUUUCUUUUUUUCUACGUUUUGGGUGUGAAUACCAAUUUUUUUAAAACUAUAUAUAUAAUGUAUGGUUUUAUAUACAGUGGAACUUAUGAAGUUGACCACGUUAAUGUUAACUUUUUCGUGCCAUUGACGAUGAUAGAUGUCCAAUAAUGUGGCUCUGAAAAACAAAUAGUUUAUCAAUAGUAGAUGUCCAAUCCAUUUGAAAUGGAUUGGAUGUCUACGUCAAUGGCAACUAAUAAGUUUACAUUUUCUUGGUUCAAUAUCUGGGGUUUCAAUGUCCGUGUUCAUUGCUUGUGGUCUGGCAAAAACAAUGUAAAGAGUAUUAUUUUCUAUGUACAAACGUUUUUAAAGUAACCUGUUUUUGUAUUAUUGUCUCUUUUUUUUUUUUUUUUAAUAAGAGUACCUCAUUUUAGAAUUGCACGGCGCGUCGGCUCAAGAUGCCCCUAAGGGGUCCAAACGUGGCCCCAGAACCAGCACGGACCACUAUUUAUCAAUACAUGCUGAGUAAAAAAAGGAAAAAAAUGUGGUUCUGACUGUUGUAUGGUUGAUAUAAGCAGUAGCUGCAUGGGGAAAAAGACUUGCAAAUGAGUGGAAUAUUUUUCCCAUGUUACCUUGCAAUGAAUGUGGGAAGAAAAACCUUUGUGUAUAGAACUUAGCUGACCCCUUUUUUGUUAACUGUUAUUUCUUAUCUUGUACAUUUGUUAUAAUAAAAGCUGCUCCGAAGCCUGA
This is a messenger RNA of Corythoichthys intestinalis (scribbled pipefish), 6530 nucleotides long. It is a transcript of the gene rsf1b.1, whose product is annotated as remodeling and spacing factor 1b, tandem duplicate 1. The transcript is spliced from 15 exons. Gene Ontology annotation, molecular function: histone binding. Gene Ontology annotation, cellular component: RSF complex; chromatin. Gene Ontology annotation, biological process: negative regulation of DNA-templated transcription. The coding region runs from base 45 to 5531 and encodes 1828 amino acids. The record is from RefSeq and is a predicted model, not a curated record. Lineage: Eukaryota; Metazoa; Chordata; Actinopteri; Syngnathiformes; Syngnathidae.